AGCAUGCCAGCAAAGGGAGAGGACAGAACAACAAAGUGGGCCGCUGAAAAGUGAAUCGGUUUUCUGAAAAAAGAAGAAGAAACAAACAAACAAACAGCCCGUCCUUGAUUUUUCUCGGCAGAGGAACAAAGCCGUAGGACUCUGACCUUGCUGUGCAAACAAGGGGCAACACAGGUCUGCUGGGGCUGGAGACUGGAUUUAGAACAUUUCUGCUGGUGGAGUGGGUCAAGAAUUUGGGGGGAACUGCUCAGAAAGGAAGAAUCAGCAUGGAGGCUUUGGAAAAUUUGGUGCCAGAUCCCAGGUUUCCACCUGAACUGGUCCAUCUGUUGAUCUCCAAUUUUAGCAUCCCAGCCGCUUGCUUUUCCCAUCCGCCAAGGGCUCUGCAGUUACUCCAACAGCAGAACAUUGUGGACCUCGCCAUUCUUGGCAUGGUGACCUUCCUUACCUUCCUGUCCAUCGUCAUCUUCACAGAAGAUGCCCUAUAUCUUUCUAAGAAGGUCCGCUGUUUUGUCAAGAUGAAAACCCUCAUCUGGAGCAGCUCAGGACCUACUGUCGUUUCUGUCUUUUGCCUUGUGGGACUCUGGGUCCCUCGGUCCAUGUCGGUGGUAGAAAUGGCCAUUACCUCGUACUUUGCUGUCUGCUUCUACCUGAUGACGCUGGUCAUGGUGGAAGGGCUUGGGGGGAAGGCGGCCGUGCUCAAGGCCUUGAAGGACACCCCUGUGAGGAUCAGCACUGGACCAUGCUGCUGUUGUUGCCCUUGUUGCCCUCACAUCACAAUGACCAAACAAAAACUUAGACUUCUGAUCCUGGGCACUUUUCAGUAUGCCUUCCUUCGGGGUUUCUGUGCCUUUCUUGGGCUUGUUUUGACCACAGAAGGACUGUAUGACACAGCUGAUAUCUCAGAAUACAGCGUGGCUCUCUGGAUAAACACUACCCUUGGUGUCUCCACUCUCUUUGGGCUCUGGGCCUUGGCCAUACUGUUUCGCGCCGUGAGAACACACAUGGCUGAGCAGAAUGUCGGGGCCAAAUUUGCUUGCUUCCAGCUCCUCCUCUACAGCCAGCCUGUGGAUAAUCUAACUUUAAUAGCCUAUAUCCGUGCCUGACAUUGGAGUGCCAGA
Sceloporus undulatus (fence lizard) is the source of this 1118-nucleotide messenger RNA. It is a transcript of the gene SLC51A, whose product is annotated as solute carrier family 51 subunit alpha. NCBI's taxonomy places the organism in Eukaryota, Metazoa, Chordata, Lepidosauria, Squamata, Phrynosomatidae. The record is from RefSeq and is a predicted model, not a curated record. Gene Ontology annotation, molecular function: transporter activity. Bases 267 to 1103 code for a protein of 278 amino acids. Gene Ontology annotation, cellular component: endoplasmic reticulum membrane; plasma membrane. The transcript has 8 exons. Gene Ontology annotation, biological process: bile acid and bile salt transport.